AUGCUCAAGCCGCCCGCCGCUGUCUUUGUCGUCAGACACGGUGCGCGCUUGGAUGCCGUUGACAAGCAAUGGCAUCUCACAUCUCCCACACCUUACGACCCCCCUCUCACAUAUGGCGGCUGGAAUCAGUCACGCAACCUUGGUGUCCGAAUUGCGGGUUUAUUAAGAGACUAUGAACAAAACCGAUUUCUCGCAAACUCUUCGUCAACCUCAGCCAGUUCAGCCACACCUUCCCAAACACCGUCUGGGGCUGAUGCUACUGUGCCCACCGCCAAUCUAAGCUCUCAAAAUCUUAGGAUCAUCAUCCACUCUUCACCAUUUCUCCGCUGCGUCCAAACAGCGAUAGCCAUAAGUACUGGAAUUAGUCAAAUCCAGUCAUCAUCCAACUAUUUACCACCGCUCCCUGGCGCUCUUGGGAAGCCAGCGCCUUUCAACCUUCAGAGUUCGACGGGAAAUUCCGAACCCAAUCACCAUUUUGAAGACUUGAAGAGUAUGCGGGAUUCCGAAUCUUCAACGUUAUCUUCGCCUUCGAAAAAUAAAAGAGGCUGUAUGUUACGAUUAGAUGCAUUUCUCGGCGAGUGGCUCACCCCAGACUACUUCGAACAGAUUCCCCCGCCACCCGAUUCAGUUAUGAUGAUAGCAAGCGCAAAGGCAGACCUCCUACGCUCCCCUGAAGCAAUUGGCCUCAUCUCCCCGGUUGAUUUUACUUCUGCAAAGGGAUUUUUUCCUGGCGGCUGGAAUGGGUGUGCUCCAAAUCCGUUCGUAACGAGCGACUCUCCUACGAGCAUGGUGUAUAAUAUCUCAACAAGAGGCCGAUCUGGCACAUUGGAAGAAGUCUCAACCGGUGUAAACCCCUCGAAACGCCCGAUACUUUCCAAACUUUCAACCACUAUACCACCAUCCAAAAACGGGUACAUUCCACCAACUCCUGCCUAUGCCAUCAAGCCAUCAGAUCCAAUUCCACACGGAUACGUUGCGCAUGCCCGCGAUUCUUGUAUUGAUAUCGACUACCAGUGGGAUAGUAUGCGAGAGCCUCAUCAUUGGGGUAAUGGCGGAGAAUACGGAGAGGAAUGGAGCUCCAUGCACCAGCGAUUUCGCAAGGGUUUAGAGCACAUGAUUUCUUUUUACACCUCGGAACAUAUGCGAGGCUGCGGGAAUCAGCAAUUUCCACAGUGUGACAAUGACGAUGAACACCACAGGGAAACUAUUCUCAUUUUAGUCUCGCACGGCGCCGGUUGCAAUGCUAUGAUUGGUGCCCUCACAGAUCGACCGGCUCUGCUCGAUAUUGGUAUAUCUUCCCUAACCAUGGCAACUCGGAGGUCUACGCACUCUGAUGCCCUUGUAUCGACGACCAGCCAAAAUUCCCUCGUACCUCAACAUGGUCUUGCUGAAGUGUAUGACGUUAAUGUUGUGGCGUCGACUGAUCACCUAAGGCCUACAAGUAGCAAUGCAAUGCCAAAUCCAUCGAACCGGGCAUAUUCCGCUACAGAUAUUUCGUAUCGACAACGAUUUAAUUCCAUGUCAAAUUCUGCUGACCCCCGUGGGAACUUUCUAAUAAACAACGAUUCCCCUAGCCGAUUAUUCAGCGGUCCCAAAAUACAUCACUCACCUUCCCGUUCACUAAUUUCUAAUCGAUCUUCGUCUGGUCUUUGGGAGUCUAAACAAGCCUUUGAUUCAAUGGAAAAUAUUAUUCCUAAUUUUGGUGAUAAUAUAGAUUCUGAUCCAGCGAUUGAUAGUCUUGAGAAGGUUGGUUCUACUACCUCUCCCUUAUCAGCAACCCAUAUCCAUAACGGGCUGUGGAAAAGCGGACCUGUCUUAAGUCGGGAGCCACUAACUAAAAGGCGGUGGACUGUAACUGACCGUUGA
This is a messenger RNA of Ophidiomyces ophidiicola, 1866 nucleotides long. RefSeq lists its product as uncharacterized. NCBI's taxonomy places the organism in Eukaryota, Fungi, Ascomycota, Eurotiomycetes, Onygenales, Onygenaceae. The transcript has 2 exons. The record is from RefSeq and is a predicted model, not a curated record. The coding region runs from base 1 to 1866 and encodes 621 amino acids.